Rangifer tarandus platyrhynchus (Svalbard reindeer) is the source of this 450-nucleotide messenger RNA. The record is from the annotation of a GenBank genome assembly. NCBI's taxonomy places the organism in Eukaryota, Metazoa, Chordata, Mammalia, Artiodactyla, Cervidae.
AUGCUGCAGUGCCUGUCUGUCUCCCAAAGCUUACAAAAAAGGCAAGGUGUGCUCAUGUGCCUGGUCAUGCCGGGGAAUGUUCCUACACUUGAGAAGGACAGAAACGUCUCUGUAGCUGGGCGUCCAAGGGCUGUAGGCCCUGCCUCUUCUGUGCCUGGGAAUCUACCCCAUUCUCGUUUUCAUAUUCUGUGCAUUCUCACUGACCACCCCCAGUUGCUUUCUUCCAGCUUUUCCUUUCUGGCAGGGAUCCAGGGUGCAGCAGCUUGUUUCCACUUACAGCUUGCUUGCUUGGUGAGAUCCCUGGGCUCGUUUCCCUGGCUUCCAUGCUUCUGCUGCCCCAUGGUCUAUGUACUUUACAUAAGUUCUUUCACGUUUUUGGUGUCCAUUCUUCCAUCUCCGAGCCCAGCCCGUUCUGAUAGCUCACACACAGACACACACAUGCACUCUUAA